CCCCCCCAUGUGUUUUCCACCCCCCCCCCCAGACUCCACCAACUCCAGUGAGAACAUGUACACCAUGAUGAACCCCAUCGGCCCCGCGGGGAACCGGCCCAACUUCCCGAUGGGGCCCGGCCCCGAGGGGCCCAUGGGCGGGAUGAGCGCGAUGGAGCCGCAUCACAUGAACGGAUCCCUAGGCUCCGGGGACAUGGAUGGGCUGCCAAAGAGCUCCCCCAGUAACCUGGGGGCCCUGAGCAACCCCCCCGGGACCCCUCGGGACGACGCCGAGCUGAGCAGCAACUUCCUAAACCCCUUCCAAAGCGACAGCUACUCGCCCAGCAUGACAAUGAGCGUGUGAGACCCCCCCAACCCCCGCCGACAGCCAGACGCCCUCGCCCAUCACCGAAAAAAAAAAAACAACAAACACAACAAAAAAAAAACCACAACCGAAUUCGUUAAUUGUAACGAUCGGCCCCACCCACCCCACCUCAAAAAAAACAA
Molecule: messenger RNA, 486 nt
Organism: Pipra filicauda (Wire-tailed manakin)
Lineage: Eukaryota; Metazoa; Chordata; Aves; Passeriformes; Pipridae
Product: single-stranded DNA-binding protein 3
Exons: 5
Coding region: 8-343 (111 amino acids)
Biological process (GO): positive regulation of transcription by RNA polymerase II
Cellular component (GO): nucleus
Source: RefSeq, a predicted model, not a curated record